CCGUCUGACUUGGAGCAUAAAAGUGGGUCCUGGUUUUAAAGGUCGGUAAUAGGAGUGUAAGCCUGCAGGUCAUGACUUUAAAUCUGUUCAACAUCCUCACACCGGAGAGCUUGUAUCUGGGUUGCAAGCUUUACAACUUACAUAUGUAAUAUUUGGAAUUUUUUUUUGUAAUGCUACAGGGAAAUCUCACCUGUGGACGGAAAGAAAGACAAAAAGACAUCAAUGGACGGUUAAGGGAACUGCUUAGUAUUUCUAACUGGAUGUGAAAGUAAAGGAUCAAACAGAGCAAUACCUUGAUGCCGCCUAAACCCCCCAGGAGGAAGUACGAAGUCACCGGCUGCGAUGACAUCGCACAGUCGGCCUCCAAAGACCCGGAUGAACCGGAGGCUGCAGUCACGGUGGGAAGCCAGUCAGAGGAUAAAGUCAAGCCUGUGCCUCAUCCCAGGUCUGGAUUUAAACAAAAGUCCAAUUGCAACAACAACAACAACAACAACAACAACAACAGUGUUGACUGUGCAGUCACACGCAGCAAUGCAAGCAGUGUGGUGACCUCCCAACUCAGUAAACAUGAGGCGCCUCGGCCUGUUGGCUCUCCUCCCUGUCCACCGAUAAUCCAACCUAGGAUACCUGCGAUGGACGGCACCAAUCUCUCCUUGACUUCAAUUCCUCAGCCAGCUAACCCUGAGGUCAAUACUAAGAGAACAAAAUCUCCUCCUGCACGUCCCCCUCCUCCCUCUUUCCCUGAAAGUACAAGAUCUACCAUGAGGGUCGGACCUGAGGUCACGUACCGCACAGAAACAAAACCUGCAGUUCCGCCUCGACCCUCCUUUGUGCCUGGAACCUCGCACCCACAGUGCAGACUACCACGACCGGCACUCUCCCCGCCUCCCCUUCCACCGCCCGAGAGGACAUCGGAUCCACUGUACUACGAGAUAGACCUUCCUCCCUACCUGGACGUUCUGUCAGAAGACGUAGAUACAAUGCAGCCACCUGAAAGGCCAACAGGAUGCUACCCGAUUGGGCAAUACUAUCCUCAUCAACAGACCACUGACAAUGCAGAGGACAUCAACGGGUUGUUGACAUGGUUGAAAAGAGUAUCGAAAUCUGACUCCUUGGCUUCUUCCGUGUAUGGCCUCAGCACAGAGGAGGAAAUCAGGUUGUUCAGUAAGCGAGCGGCGGAUGUGAGACAGGCCGUGCGUCUCUACAACCUCCUCAUGAUCGAACGCAAGGAAAACCUGCACAGACACGUCAGGGAUUUCAUCUCCAUCUCCGACUCUCUGGACAAGUCGAAGAAGGAGAGCAAAACCAUGAAUGCUGCCGGGGGCACCACGGGCGCUGUCGGAGGGGUGACCGCCGUCUUGGGUAUCGCCUUCGCUCCAAUGACCAUGGGUGCCUCCCUGAUUGCCACAGCUAUCGGGGCUGGUAUGGUGGCGUCCGCUGGGGGCAUGGGCGUCUACACUACCAAGGCCAAGAAGAAGAUUGUGAAUAGGAUGACAGUUGAGAAACUAGUAGACGAUUAUAAGGCAAACGUCGUCGAUCUCGAGCACUGCUUGGGCUUUAUCCUCGAUGGGAUGAUUGAGCUUCAAAGGCACGACUUUGCCAGGCUACAACGGGCAGGAGCCCGGCAGGACUCCUUGAAUAUGGCACACCUGUCAAAGUCUGUGUUGAGGAAUAACAUAAACAUGGCUAGGGGGACCUCCGUUUCACAGACACAAGGGAUGUCGUCAGAGAGACUGCUCCUGGCUUUUGUAAAGGAAAUAGAUGCGUACUUUACGGGAAAGGAAGGCGAGAAGCUAAGGAUGUCGAGCAAAAGCCAGUUUUCGGGUAGAGUUCGCCUGCUGGCUGAAAAUCUGUACGGAGAACUACUUCACCUGAAUCGCAUGUGGAGAAGGUUUUGUUGAAUCAAAGAAACUUCUUGUUGUGUAUGUCUUAGUGCUUGUGAGAGAGGCUGGAGAAAAAAUGCUGUAUAUACCAAGUAUUACAGUUACCCUUGUAAUAACGUUUCACUACUUAAUAUAUUGACUAUUUAAAAAAAUAAAAAAUUCAAUAAAACCUCAGAGUAAA
Gasterosteus aculeatus aculeatus (three-spined stickleback) is the source of this 2064-nucleotide messenger RNA. The record is from RefSeq and is a predicted model, not a curated record. Lineage: Eukaryota; Metazoa; Chordata; Actinopteri; Perciformes; Gasterosteidae.